AUGGGUAACCUUAUCUCGCAUACGAGGCAACCAUAUGUUCGCCCGAAAGCGUCGUGGAAACCAGCUCGGGAGACCCAUGUCCGCAAGCUUUUGGAGGCGUCUCCAGGUUUGCCGGUCCCAAACCCAACCAUUCCCUUCUGGACGGUGCCUCCCGCUCCCAUCGCAACGCAUUUACCCCUAGAAUACAUUCCUGCAUAUGCAGAUAUAGUGAUCAUUGGCUCCGGCAUAACAGCGGCGUCUUUCGCCCGGACAUUAUUUGGAGAAAACGACAGUUUACAUGUUGUCAUGUUAGAAGCGAGAGAUGCUUGCUCUGGCGCUACUGGGAGAAACGGGGGACACAUCAAUCCACCUCUAUACCACGAUUAUACCACUCUGAAAGGAGACUAUGGAGAAGAUACAGCGAAAAUGAUAAUGAGAUUCCGUCUGUCGCACCUUGCUGAGAUGAAACGUGCCGCUGCUGAGGAGCACCUCACUGAAGAGUGCCAAAUUCGUGAAGUAGAGACCAUUGAUGUCUUCUAUGAUCGGACACUUUUUGAGGAGGCCAAGGAAAAGCUAAAUAGGUAUAAGACGGAUAUGCCCGUAGAAGCGUCCUCUUACCGCUCGUACGAAGCUGCAGAAGGCAUCCAGAACUUCCAUCUUUCUCCGCUCUCAGUCGGUUGCAUUAGUACUGUAGCUGGCGCUGUUCACCCUUAUCGUCUCGUGACGGGUGUCUUAUCCCGUCUGCUCUCUGAGUAUCCGAAAGAGUUCCAGCUCUACACGCAAACGCCAUGCACAUCAAUUACCCAGCCAACGCCUGCAUCGCCAUUCUAUACGGUGACAACACCUCGCGGUUCGAUCAAGACACCUCAUAUCAUUCACGCCACUAAUGCCUAUGUUUCGCAUCUCGUCACCCCUUUACGACGCAUCAUUGUGCCGGUAUGCGAGAGCAUGUCUGCCCAGCGUCCUGGCGUGACGCUGACGCCGAGUACGUUGUCUGGCGCACGCUCGUUCGUCUUCUAUGGUCAGAGAGAAGGAUUCGAUUACCUCACGCAGCUCCCGGGCGGCGAGAACGAGCUCAUGUUCGGCGCUGGCCUUGCAGGUCUCGUUGGACUGGGGAAUGCUGACGACAGUAUGUAUAGCGUUUACAGUGCGACGCAUAUUUCUGGUGCGCUACCUGUGUACUUUGGUGAAAGAAAUUGGGGCGCGGAGGGGGUGGCGGUGGAGGAGGGCGAGGAAGAUGGUGGUGAAUGGCAUCAAGGCCGCGUCAAAGCCCUCUGGAGUGGGAUUCUGAGCAAUUCUGCCGACGGGCUCCCGUGGGUUGGUCGCCUUCCGGACGUGGUAGCGAUCAAGAGGAAGGAAGACAUUGUGAUGGGCUCUGGACGGGUUGGGAUGACUGCGAGUCCUGGAGAGUGGAUCUCUGCGGGAUACUCAGGGGAGGGGAUGGUUCAUGCGUGGAUGAGCGCUAAGGCGGUUGCACAUAUGGUGCUGGGUACGGAAGGCGAUGUGGAUCUGGGAGGGUGGUUCCCUAAAGUGUUCACGGUGACGGAGAAACGGUGGAAGAGUGCCCAGAAGCGGAAUGCAGUGAGGUUGGUGAGUAAGUAGCAGAUGUGUGUGAUCGAAGAUUGGUGUGUGGAUUUGUAUGCUGUGUAGAAUGAUAGUAUGUACGUGUAUGAUUCACACCAGGCUGUUAGAGCGAGUGACGCUCACUCCAGGUGAUCAAAGUAGUGUCCGCAAAUGCACUAGGGACAUGAUGAAACAGCAAAGACUGCGGUGUUUCACAGAAUAUCUCAGGCGUCAGAUAUAUUACAGAGUAUGGGGAUGACGACAACAGAGCUUCCAUGUCGGAUGUCAACGUAAGUAUGGUAAGUCUCAGGCGGUGUAGUACCAGUAGAGUAACGACUGCAAAGAUUCGCGGACUUGUAGGCGACGAUAAGGAGAUGAAAUGAAAAUGCCGCAUUGGGAUGUGAUUCU
Serpula lacrymans var. lacrymans S7.9 is the source of this 1950-nucleotide messenger RNA. RefSeq lists its product as uncharacterized. Gene Ontology annotation, cellular component: cytoplasm. Gene Ontology annotation, molecular function: oxidoreductase activity. The record is from RefSeq and is a predicted model, not a curated record. Lineage: Eukaryota; Fungi; Basidiomycota; Agaricomycetes; Boletales; Serpulaceae. The transcript is spliced from 6 exons. Bases 1 to 1581 code for a protein of 526 amino acids.